AUGCUCUGGGAGGGUCUGGCCCUGGCCUUUUCCGGGGCGAGAGUAGCCCAGCCGGACGGCGAUGUCCUCUUGAACCUUCCGGACAUCAAGCUCCUUGGAGACGGUGACCCAAAUCACCAGAUCGAAACCGCCGGAUCCCCUCUGGAGGAACUCGUUGUUGAUCGCCUUCAAGAGGGUCGUCUUCCCUAUUCCUCCCAUGCCGUAGAUCCUGAUGACUGGCGCUUCAUUGUCUUCCAGGAGGCUGCAGAUCUCCGACAACGUCUUCUCCGCGUCCACGAUGGAGGCUGA
Messenger RNA from Spirodela intermedia, 288 nucleotides. NCBI's taxonomy places the organism in Eukaryota, Viridiplantae, Streptophyta, Magnoliopsida, Alismatales, Araceae. The record is from the annotation of a GenBank genome assembly.